Molecule: messenger RNA, 819 nt
Organism: Closterium sp. Naga37s-1
Lineage: Eukaryota; Viridiplantae; Streptophyta; Zygnematophyceae; Desmidiales; Closteriaceae
Source: the annotation of a GenBank genome assembly
AUGGUGAAGAAGCGGAAGGCGAAGAAUCAGGGCGGGGCUGGCGACAUGGACAUGGGGGACGCCGCCGCGCCUUCCGCCGUGACAUCCGCCGCGGGAGGCGCUAAGGAGACCGCGGCCGCCGGAUUUUCCGCCGCUUCGGCCGUGCAUCCGGCGAGGAGGCGGGAGGUCCGAUCGCUAGCGGCAACGCCAUGGAGGCCUUUGAGACGUCUUAAAAGUCUGCCAUGCGCGUUCCCCCUCCCCUCUCCCACGCCCCCCAUCCCCGUCCCCCUUUCCCCCAUCCCCGCCCCUCUGACACGAGCGAGGCUGCCCACCAACCACAAGUCACCCCUCUCUUCCUACGUGCCCUUCCCCCCUCCCUCCCCCCCCACGCUUUUCCUCCUCUCCUCCCCUCUCCCCCUUCCCCCCCCUUCCCUCCUCCCAACCCUCUCCGCCACCCCUCCUCUCUUUUCUUUCCCUCCCGUUCUCCCCGUUUCCCUCCGCAUCUCUCCUCCCCCCAUUCCCCACCCUUUCCCCUCAGUCACAAGUGAGACGAUGGGGUUCACAGUGAUUAAGGCGUCAGCUGAUGGGUUCACGAUUAAGGCGCACAAGUCACCUUCCGUCCCCCCUUCCCCCUCCCCUCUCUCCUCCCCCCCCUCCCCCUUCCUCCCAUCCCCCCCAUCCUCCCCUCCCCCUCCACCAGACACGAGUGAGGCAACGGGGUUCACAGUGAUCAAGGCGUCGGCUGAGAACGCCCUCAGGCGCUUUCUCCCACACCCCCUUCCUCUCCACACCCCAUCCCCCGCUUUCCAGACACGAGUGAGACGAUGGGGUUCACAGUGA